AUGCCACUCACCGCUGCGCGUAGCGAUGCCGAAGUGCGAGGGACGCUACAUGAUAUGUUUGUAGCCCAAGCAGAGGCUACACCCGAGCGUAUGGCUCUUGUGGAUGGCUUGGGGAGUCUGACCUAUGGUGAGCUUGCCACUCGUGCUGAGUACCUGGCCAGUCAUCUUGCUGCUCUUGGCGUGGCUCGCGACACGGCAGUUGGCCUCUAUCUUCGCAAAUCUUCGGCUUAUAUGGUUGCUCUCAUGGCUGCUCUCAUGGCUGGCGGUGCCUUCUUUGUCAUCGAAGUCGCAUCACCUCGUCCGCUGCUCAAGCACAUGCUCGCUACCGUCGCUCCUCCGGUCGUCAUCACUGAUGCAGAGCUCGAGCCGACGCUCAUUGAGGCCCUCGAUGGCGCAGAGUGCUCUCCGGUCGUCAUCGAGUAUGAGGCGCAUGGUCCGUCAGUCGACAAGUGGAUGGCUCGCCUGAGCGAGCUGGUCGCUGCUCAGGGCCUCACCCCGCUGCCGGCGGACAAGCGUGUGCCGGUCGAUCGCGAUGCCCUUGCCUUUGUCUCGGCCUCGUCCGGAACGACAGGCAUGCCCAAGGCCAUCCUCAACCCGCAUCAUGCGCCAGUCACCUCGUACAUUUGGCGGUGGUCACUGGCGGGAGGUGACUACACCCCGCUCCCCGGCCGCAACGGCUACGUCGUCGCCGCCAACGUGUUCUACAUCUGGGAGUCGAUCCGUCCGCUUCUCCGCGGUGGCACGCUGCUCUCCAUCCCCAACAGCAUCAUCUACGACUUUCCGGCGCUGGUGAGCUACCUGGAGGAGCACGAUGUGUCCGAGAUGCUCUUCACGCCCUCGCUCAUUGAGUCGCUCCUCGCCUCGUACGACAUGGACGCGCUCCGCGCCCUCUUUGCCGGCUUUGCCAUCGUCUGGCUCAACGGCGAGGUGGUAACCCGCAAGCUGCUGGCGACGCUCGAGUCGGUUCUUCCGGACUCGUGCGCUCUGUACAACCUGUACUCGAUCUCCGAGUGCCACGAAGUGGCGGCGCUCAAUCUGCGCAAGCCCGAGCUGCUCGCCGACUCGCCGGCUGUGGCGCCGGUCGGCUUCCCAGCCGACACUGCCCACUGCCACAUCCUCGACUCGGAGACCCUGGCGCCGGUCGCGCCGGGUGAGGCCGGCGAGCUCUUUGUCUCGGGCCCGGUCCUCGCCCGCGGCUACUCGUCGCCGGCGCUCACCGCCGAGCGCUUCCCGCCGAACCCGUUUGCGCUCGCUGAUGCCGGCGGUGAGUUUGUGGGCAACACCCACGACGAUGUCCGCUGCGACUACACCGACCGCAUGUACAAGACCGGCGACCGGGUGAGGCUCCUGCCCAACGGGUGCCUCGAGGUCCUCGGCCGCUGCAACUUUUUCGUCAAGAUCCGCGGGUAUUCGGUCACGCUCUCGGCCAUCGAGUCGGCGCUGCUGGAGAGCCUUGCCCUUGCGUCGGCCGUCGUCGUAGCCGACGGCGCCGAGGGUGAGGACAAGCGGCUGGCGGCGUACCUGGUGGUGACCGACGAGUCGGUAGCACCGCCUGGCAAGCACUUGCCGACGGCGGCAGACAUCGACUCGACGACCGGUGCCGCGCCCGCGCUGCGCGCCGCUCUCGCCGACGUCCUGCCGGACUACAUGAUUCCGUCGGUCUGGCUCCUCCUCGACGACCUGCCCAUCAACAGCGUAUCCGGCAAGCUCGACCGCAAGGCCUUGCCGGAGCUCCCGUCGCGGGCACAGGUCCCGCCGCUUCCGCCGAUUGUGCCCCAGGGUGCGGCGUCGCUGGGCAUGGCCGAGACCGAGGCUGUUCUCUGCGCCAUCUGGGACCACGUGCUCUCGCUGCCGGCCGGAACGGUGACGGCAAACGACUCGUUCUUUGACCUUGGCGGGCACUCGCUGGCGGCGGCUCAACUGCUGUACCAGUACGAACGCAUCCUCGGCGGCAAGCUCGCCAUGACCGCACUGUAUGCCGAGCCGGGCCUUGCCGCCCACGCCGCGGCGCUGUCGGGCAAGGCCGGGCCGAUCGGCAUUGCCGACGCGCAGCCGUGGGUCGACGACGCCAAGCUGUUCAACAGCAACCCGCUUGAUGUUGUCAAGACCCCGCAGUGGACUGGCAUCAGCUCGGCGCGCGGCAUCCUGCUCACCGGAGCAACAGGCUUCCUCGGUUCGUCAAUCCUCGCGCAGCUCAUCCACGACAAGACCGAUGCCGAGGUCAUCUUUGUGGUUGUCCGCCCGCGGUCCGAGUCGCCGGGCGAUACGCGGACGGCGAUGAUGGGCGCGUUUGACACGUAUGCGCUCGACGUGCGGGCGCUCGACCGUGCACUCAACACCGGACGGGUGGUGGUGGUCGAGGGCGACCUGAGCUCGGAGGAGCCGCGGGCGGGCAAGGGCCUGCUGCGGCCCGAAGUUCUGGAGAGCGUUGUGCCGCGCGUUGAUGUCAUCAUCCACUGCGCGGCGUGGGUCAACCUCGUCCUGCCGUACGAUCUCCUUCGCGGUGCCAACGUGUUGGGCACGCUAGCGGUGGCGACGCUGGCCAGCGCCGCCGGCGCGACGCUGCACUACAUCUCGACCAACGGCAUCUUCCCGCCGGCGGCGAGUGGGGCGCUGGCCGAGACGCGGGAGAUCGGCGGGCUGGAGGCCACGCUGGUGUCGACCUCGGGCUACGGGCAGACCAAGUGGGCGGCGGAGCAGCUUGUGUGGGCGGCGGCCGACGCGGGCGUUCCGGUCUCUGUCUACCGGCCCGGCAACCUCGGCGGGUCGUCGGUGAGCGGGUGCGUGAACCCGGCCGACUCGCAGGUCCUCAUCUGGCUCGGCAUUCUGCACACGGCGUGUGCGCCGCUGCUCGACGAGUGGGAGGUCGAGCUGACGCCGGUCGACUACGCGGCGCGGCUUGUCAUCGGACUCGGCUCGGAGCCGAGCUCUGCGGGUGCGGCGUUCAACGUGGUCCAUCCGUCGCCGGUCUCGGGCACCGAGUGGAACGCGUGGCUCUCUGCGGCUGCGGGCGUUGCUCUCGAGUACGUGUCGUACGGCGAGUGGCGGGCGCGUGUGCUUGCGGCGGCGGCAGGUGCCGGCCCGUCGUCGAUGCUCUCGCAAGUCGCGGCGUGGGUGGCCUCGCUCCAGUCUGCGGCGGAGCUUGUGGAUGUGCCGCGGCUGGCGACGGGUGCGACGGCGUCGCACGAGGCGGCGCAUCUGGCGGACGCGGGGCGGCGGCGCGGACUCGGGCGUGCGCUGGUGGCCAAGUACGUGGCCAACAUGGCCGCGCGAGGGUGGCUGCCGGUCGGCGCCGGCUCUGCGCCGCUUGCCGGCAAGGUGGCGCUUGUCACGGGCGCGUCGUCCGGAAUCGGGCGGGCGACGGCGCAGGCGUUGGCGGCGGCGGGCGCGGCAGUCAUGUUUGCGGCGCGGUCGGAGGAGAAGCUGGCGGCGGCAGUGGCAGAGGCGCGCGGACGCGUGGCGUGUGUCGGCAUGGACGUGACGUCGCAGGCGUCGGUGGAGGCUGGAGUGGCGGCGACAGUCGCGGCCUUUGGCCCGGUCGACAUCCUUGUCAACUGCGCCGGCGUGAUGUACUUCACGCACAUGGCGUCUGUCUGCAUCGACGAUUGGAUGCGGACGAUUGACGUCAACUGCAAGGGCACGACGCUGACCAUCGGCACGGUCCUGCCGUCGAUGCUCGAGCGCGGCUCCGGCCACGUCGUCAACAUCUCGUCCGACGCCGGGCGCAAGGUCUUCCCGGGCCUCUCGGUCUACUCGGCAUCCAAGUUCUAUGUGGAGGCGCUCUCCCAGGGCCUCCGGGUCGAGACCGCCAACACCGGCAUCCGUGUCACCUCCAUCCAGCCGGGCAACGUGGCCACGCCGCUGCUCGGCCUCUCCACCGACGCCUCAGCCGUCGAGCAGUACGGUGCGCCGUCGGGCGCGAAGGUCCUCGAGCCCGAGGACGUCGCCCGUUCCAUCGUGUACGCCGUGACGCAGCCCGAGUGGGUCGGCGUCAACGAAGUCCUCAUCGAGCCGCGCGAGGAGCCUGCGUAG
Messenger RNA from Thecamonas trahens ATCC 50062, 4032 nucleotides. Its product is annotated as polyketide synthase hetM. Gene Ontology annotation, molecular function: oxidoreductase activity. NCBI's taxonomy places the organism in Eukaryota, Apusomonadida, Apusomonadidae. The record is from RefSeq and is a predicted model, not a curated record. The coding region runs from base 1 to 4032 and encodes 1343 amino acids. The transcript has a single exon.